Molecule: messenger RNA, 1634 nt
Organism: Varanus komodoensis (Komodo dragon)
Lineage: Eukaryota; Metazoa; Chordata; Lepidosauria; Squamata; Varanidae
Gene: DUSP4
Product: dual specificity phosphatase 4
Exons: 4
Coding region: 212-1363 (383 amino acids)
Biological process (GO): negative regulation of MAPK cascade; endoderm formation; protein dephosphorylation
Cellular component (GO): nucleus; cytoplasm
Molecular function (GO): protein tyrosine/threonine phosphatase activity; MAP kinase tyrosine/serine/threonine phosphatase activity
Source: RefSeq, a predicted model, not a curated record
CUGUGGAGAUCGCGCCGGCUGCCCCGCUGUUGCCGCCGCAGCCGCCGCCACCAAAAGCGGCGGCAGUAGGAGCGGCGAUGCCAUUUUUCAUACUCUUAGCGGAGCGGCCGGUGCUGCGCGGAAACGCGGGCACGACGCGCUGAGGCCGUGGCCCUCGCUGGGUCAGGAGGAAGAGGAGAAGGAGCAGGGAGGCUGCUCGGGCCCGGCGGCCAUGGUGGAGCUGCAGGAGAUGGACUGCAGCGUGCUCCAGCACCUCUUGCACCGGGGCGAGAGCGGCGGCCACGGCCAGGGCAGCGCGGCUCCUCCGCCCGCGGGAAAGUGCCUCCUCCUGGAUUGCAGGCCCUUCUUGGCGCACAGCGCCGGCUACAUCCGCGGCGCGCUCAACGUGCGCUGCAACACCAUCGUCCGGCGCCGCGCCAAAGGCGCCGUCAGCCUGGAGCAGAUCCUGCCCGCCGAGGACGAGGUGCGCGCCCGCCUCCGCUCGGGGCUCUACUCGGCCGUGGUCGUGUACGACGAGCGGAGCCUGCGGGCCGAGUCUCUGCGAGAGGACAGCACCGUCUCGCUGGUGGUGCGGGCGCUUCGCAGGGACACGGAGCACACCGACAUCCGCCUGCUGAAAGGUGGCUAUGAGAGGUUUCAUUCAGAAUACCCAGAAUUUUGUGCAAAGAUGACAUCUCCUACAACUGUAUUGACCUCGCCCAGUGUGGAACACCUUGAACACAGCUGCAGUUCCUGUGGGACACUGCAACAUGACCAGGGUGGCCCAGUGGAAAUCCUCCCUUUCCUCUUCCUUGGCAGUGCACAUCACGCCGCUAGGAGAGACAUGCUGGACGCGCUGGGGAUCACGGCCUUGCUCAAUGUUUCAUCAGACUGCCCAAACCACUUUGAGGGAGACUUUCAGUACAAAUGCAUUCCAGUGGAAGAUAACCACAAAACUGACAUCAGCUCCUGGUUCAUGGAAGCCAUUGAGUACAUAGACUCUGUGAAGCUUUGUCACGGCCGGGUCCUCGUGCACUGCCAAGCUGGUAUCUCCCGAUCAGCCACCAUCUGCUUGGCCUACCUGAUCAUGAAGAAGCAGGUGAAGCUUGAGGAGGCCUUCGAGUUCGUCAAGCAACGCCGCAGCAUCAUCUCGCCCAACUUCAGCUUCAUGGGACAGCUGCUUCAGUUUGAAUCCCAGGUGCUGGCCCCGUCCUGUGCGGCUGAGGCUGCCAGUCCUUCCGCAACAUUCCGAGAGAGGGGCAAGAGCUCCUCCACCCCGACGUCCCAGUUUGUCUUCAGUUUCCCCGUCUCCGUGGCAGUGCAUUCCACCCCUGGCAGCCUUCCCUACCUGCACAGCCCCAUCACCACCUCCCCUACUUGCUAGAGGUGGCCUCUGUGGGUUGCACUCUGGGAGGACAAAGGACUUCAGCCCCAUGGGCCGCCACAUACGGCAAUAAAGUACUCUUCACCCCCAGGCAGCCAACUGGGAUUCCUCCAAAGGCGGAGCAAUAAUGGCUGAUGUUUUAGCUGGAAAGGAACCGGUGGUGUGUGGGGAGGAGGUUCCAGCAUGUUCUUUCUCGGCAGGAUGCCUUACCUCAUUUUUUAAAUAUAUAAUAUAUAUAAUAUAUAUAAUAUAAAAGCUUGAAGUUGUGAAA